GCAGAUCCUGCGCGGCUCCCGCCGGGGCCGCCAGCCAUGCGCACGGCGGGAUGAAGCUGCAGGCGGUGGUGGAGCAGCUGCAGAAGCAGCAGCAGCAGCAGCAGCAGCAGCCGCCGGCGGUGCCCAUGGAUUGCCGGGAGCGCCGCCGGGAGCCGCAGGUGCCGUUCCCGACACCGCCGCCCUUCCCCGGCCAGCCCCGCGCCGGGCGCGCCCCGGGGGUGUCACCCGCUGUGCCCCCGGGGGUGUCACCCUCCGUCCCCGCGGGCAGAGCCCCCGCCGUAGCCAGCCGGCCCUUGGAGCAGAGCAGCGGGAACUCUGAGGACGAGGAGGAGGAUGAGGAGGAGGAGGAUGAAGAGGAGGAUGAAGAAGACGGCGCUGAGCUGGAGGACGGCUCCGGGGUGGCCGGCCAGCAGAGCUGCUCUGCCCUGCCCUAUUUCCGCGCUCCCAAAGGUGCCCAUGGCAAGCCCAGAGGGGGAUCUGCCGCCAGCCCCGUGCCAGGCGCGGGGCACCCGCGGGGCACCCAGCAGGGCAGGGAGGAGCAGGGCACAGACCCUGCCCAGCGCUGCGCAGCCCUGGCGGGGCGCCCCGGCUGGCGCCUGGACGAGCAGCUCAAACAGAACGGCGGCGUGAGCUGGAGCGACGACAGCGACGGCGGCCGGGGAAGGGAGAUCUCCAGGGACUUUGCCAAGCUGUACGAACUGGACAGCGAUCCCGAGCGGAAGGAGUUCCUGGAUGACCUCUUCAUCUUCAUGCAGAAGAGGGGAACUCCCAUCAACAGGAUCCCCAUCAUGGCCAAGCAGAUCCUGGAUCUCUACAUGCUCUACAAGCUGGUGACCGAGAAGGGCGGGCUGGUGGAGAUCAUCAACAAGAAGAUCUGGAGGGAGAUCACCAAAGGCCUUAACCUGCCCACCUCCAUCACCAGCGCCGCCUUCACCCUGCGCACACAGUACAUGAAGUACCUCUAUGCCUACGAGUGCGAGAAGAAGUCUCUGAGCUCCCCAGCCGAGCUCCAGGCCGCCAUCGACGGCAACCGGCGCGAGGGCCGGCGGCCCAGCUACAGCUCCUCGCUGUUCAGCUACUCUCCCUCCCCGCCGGGGGCUCCUUCCCUGCUGUCCCCCCCCAAAAUCCGCUUCCCCAUCAUCGGCGUGGCACCAGGCAGCGCCACCGGCAACCCCCGCGUGUCACCGGCCCUCAGGAAAGGUGACGGCGUGCCCCUGACGGUGUCCAUGCCGAGCCGCGUGGCCGUGCCGGUGACGCUGGGUGGCCAGCAGGGCACCGUGGCGGCCAGGACGGCCACGCUGGAGCAGCUGAGGGAGAGGCUGGAGGCGGGAGAGCCCCCGGAGAAGAAGGUGCCACGCAUGACGGAGGAGGAGCAGCGGCUGGUGCAGCAGGCGCUGCAGCGCAACCUGUUCAGCAUGGCCCGGCAGAUCCCCAUGAAGAUCAAAAUCAACGGCAAAGACAAGGCCGACGCGGCGGCGCUGAACCUGUCCCCGAACGGCAUCGGCAGCAUCAACAUGUCCGUGGAGAUCAACGGCACCACCUACGCCGGGGUGCUGUUUGCCCAGAAGCCCGUGGUGCAGCUCCUGGCCAGCUCGGGCACGCAGAGCUCGUGCAGCAGCAGCAGCUCCAGCAGCUCCAGCAGCUCCCACUGCUCCCCCAGCCCUACCUCAUCGCGGGGCACGCCCGGCGCAGAGCCCUCCACCAGCUGGUCCCUGUGACGGGCACUGCCCAGGAGUGCACACAUACCUCACCUCAAGGAACCUGCUCUCGUGGCUGCACAGCACCUGGAGGAUGAUGAUGAUGAUGAUGAUGGUGGUGGUGGUGAUGGUGGUGAAACCUUUCCAUGCCAGCGAGUUCUCCUUCAUCAUCUCUUUGUCCGGCCUUUUUUUGGCUUUGUUCCCCCCUUUCCUUCCUCCCUUCUGCUCUUUGGUUCCUCCUCCUCCCAGGGUGUGUGGUGUUCCCAUGGAGGAGGGGCACACCUGGCGUUUCUCAAUCAGGGAUGGCUCUGGGGCCACAGCUCCUGGACAGGACGUCACCAGGGCAGGGAAAGGGCCAGGGCUGGGCUGGGGACCCUGGUUCUGGUGGAGCCCUGGUUCUGUUGGGAACCCUGGUUCUGGUGGAACCCUGGUUCUGUUGGAACCCUGGUUCUCUUGGGAGCACUGGUUCUGGUGGAGCCCUGGUUCUGAUGGAACCGUGGUUCUGUUGGGAUCCCUGGUUCUGCUGGAGACCUGGUUCUCCUGGAGCCCUGGUUCUGUUGGGAACCCUGGCUCUGGUGGAGCCCUGGUUCUGCGGGGAGCCCUGGUUCUGCUGGACCCAGGGCCACCAGGGCUCUUCCCUCCCACAACUCCGUGUUUUGACAAUCCUGAGAGCCGGGGUGUGCCUGGCCCUGUCCUCCCAUGGCAAUCUGCUCGUGUCCCUUCCUGCUGUGGCCCCAUGUCCUCCCUGCUGCUCCUCUCCACGGUUCUGGCACCAUCAGCUGCUCAGUUCUGGCUGCUGCCACCUCACCCCUCGAGUCCUGAGUGUCCCUGAGGAGUGACACAGGGCCUGGGCGUGCUGGGGUUCCAUGUGUCCCGCUGUGUCCCCGUAGCAGGGUCACUCAGGUUGGUGCAGGCUCCCUGGAGCAGCUCUGGGAGCUCUGCAGGGCUGUGUGCUCAGCACACGGCUGCAGGUGGGGUGUAAAUGUGGGGAUCUGGGGCUCUGAAGAAACCCCCUCUGACUGUACCCGAGCAGGGCAGGCCUCCUGCUCCCAGGGAGGAGCAGAGCCCAGGGAAUCCAGCCCUUCCUGGCCCAGGGAAUCCAGCCCUUCCUGGCCCUGGGAGCCCGUGCUGGAAGCAGAGCUGGAGCUCCCUGUGGAUCAGCUGCUCAGGUGGCCUGGUGCUGUCCCCCUGUGCUGUCCCCACCCUGCUUUCCCCAUCCCCUGCCCUGGUGCCAUCCCUGCCAUCCCUCCUGCCCUGUGACGUCCUUCCCGUGCUGCAGGCCCGAGUCAGGUUUUUUGAGCAGACGAAAUACCUCAGAUAUGUACUUGUUGGGUUGCUUUUGUUUGUGUUGGGUUGGUUUUUUUUAACCUCUUCAGGAAGUAUUGGCAUAUCCUAUCGCUUGGGGGUUUUCAUAGGUGGGUUUGCUGACUUUGUGUUUGCUUUUAUUUCUGUUGGCUUUUAAUGGAUCACCAAAGACAGGGAGUUCAGACAAGGCUGAGCAGAGGAGCAGUGGCUUCCCCACCCUCCAGGAGCCCAUCCCAGGACAUGUGCACGGUGGGACAGCAGGAAAACAGAGCAGGGGUGAUCCUGCCCCUUGGAUCUGUGCGUUGUCCUCGCUCUCCCAGCUCCGGGCUCUGCCCUCCUGCUGCUUCCUGCGCUGUGCCAGGGCUGUCCUGCCCCCGCAGUCCCCAGGGAUCACCGGGAUGCCCG
Molecule: messenger RNA, 3407 nt
Organism: Pyrgilauda ruficollis (rufous-necked snowfinch)
Lineage: Eukaryota; Metazoa; Chordata; Aves; Passeriformes; Passeridae
Gene: ARID3B
Product: AT-rich interaction domain 3B
Exons: 8
Coding region: 51-1718 (555 amino acids)
Biological process (GO): regulation of transcription by RNA polymerase II
Cellular component (GO): nucleus
Molecular function (GO): DNA binding
Source: RefSeq, a predicted model, not a curated record